Messenger RNA from Bubalus bubalis (water buffalo), 3516 nucleotides. RefSeq names its product O-GlcNAcase (gene OGA). Gene Ontology annotation, molecular function: beta-N-acetylglucosaminidase activity. The record is from RefSeq and is a predicted model, not a curated record. Bases 406 to 3201 code for a protein of 931 amino acids. The transcript has 17 exons. NCBI's taxonomy places the organism in Eukaryota, Metazoa, Chordata, Mammalia, Artiodactyla, Bovidae. Gene Ontology annotation, biological process: glycoprotein metabolic process.
AGGAAGCGGGCGGUAGAGGCAGCAGCAGGGGCAUCGGGAGGAGGCAGCGGGAGAACUAGGAUUAUCGGAAGGUCAACAGAAGCUAACUGAGAAGGAGAAAAAGAGCCUUGGCCAUCUGCCUCCAAAGAACGAUACGUCGCGGACUCGAUCUCAGCUUAGGUUUCCGGCAUUCCCCAGCUUAGGCUGAGGCAGCGGCUGACAAAGGGCUCGCGCCGGUGCCGCCGCCCUUCUCAUCCGGGCAUUCGGGUCCCUGCGGAGCGGGAGGGGGAAGGGCAGAGGGGGAAGGGAAGGAGCAGGAAGGGCGCGCGCUAGGAGCCGAGGCCCUCUCCAGGGCUCCGGGCCGGCGGCCUAACGGACGGAGGCCGAGGAGGACCUGCAGAGGUGGCGGCGGCCGGGGGCAGGAGGAUGGUGCAGAAGGAGAGCCAGGCGGCGCUGGAGGAGCGGGAGAGCGAGCUCAACUCCAACCCUGCCGCCUCCGCAGGGGCAUCGUUGGAGCCGCAGGCAGCUCCAGCCCCGGGAGAAGACAACCCAACCGGGGCCGGGGGAGCAGCGGUCGCCGGGGCGGCAGGAGGGGCUCGGAGGUUCCUAUGUGGCGUGGUGGAAGGAUUUUAUGGAAGACCAUGGGUUAUGGAACAGAGAAAAGAACUCUUUAGAAGGCUCCAGAAAUGGGAAUUAAAUACAUAUUUGUAUGCUCCAAAAGAUGACUACAAACAUAGGAUGUUUUGGCGAGAGAUGUAUUCAGUGGAGGAAGCCGAGCAACUUAUGACUCUCAUCUCUGCUGCACGGGAAUAUGAGAUAGAGUUCAUCUAUGCUAUCUCACCUGGAUUGGAUAUUACUUUUUCUAACCCCAAGGAAGUGUCUACAUUGAAACGCAAACUGGAUCAGGUUUCUCAGUUUGGAUGCAGGUCAUUUGCCUUGCUUUUUGAUGAUAUUGACCAUAAUAUGUGUGCAGCUGACAAAGAGGUAUUCAGUUCUUUUGCUCAUGCCCAGGUCUCCAUCACAAAUGAAAUUUAUCAAUAUCUAGGAGAGCCAGAAACUUUCCUCUUCUGUCCCACAGAAUAUUGUGGCACUUUUUGUUAUCCAAAUGUGUCUCAGUCUCCUUACUUAAGGACUGUGGGUGAAAAGCUUCUACCCGGAAUUGAGGUGCUUUGGACAGGUCCUAAAGUUGUUUCUAAAGAAAUUCCAGUAGAGUCCAUUGAAGAGGUUUCGAAGAUAAUUAAGAGAGCUCCAGUAAUCUGGGAUAACAUUCAUGCUAAUGAUUAUGAUCAGAAGAGACUGUUUCUGGGCCCAUACAAAGGAAGAUCCACAGAACUCAUCCCACGAUUAAAAGGAGUCUUGACUAAUCCAAAUUGUGAAUUUGAAGCCAACUAUGUUGCUAUCCACACCCUUGCCACCUGGUACAAAUCAAACAUGAAUGGAGUAAGGAAAGAUGUAGUGAUGACUGAUAGUGAAGACAGUACUGUAUCAAUCCAGAUAAAGUUAGAAAAUGAAGGCAGUGAUGAAGAUAUUGAAACUGAUGUACUCUAUAGUCCACAGAUGGCUCUGAAGUUAGCUUUAACGGAAUGGUUGCAGGAGUUUGGUGUACCUCAUCAGUACAGCAGUAGGCAGGUUGCACACAGUGGCGCUAAAGCAAGUGUAGUUGAUGGGGCUCCUCUAGUUGCAGCACCGUCUUUAAACGCCACAACUGUAGUUACGACUGUUUACCAGGAGCCCAUUAUGAGCCAGGGAGCAGCCUUGAGUGGUGAGCCUACAGCCCUGACCAAGGAAGAAGAAAAGAAACAGCCAGAUGAGGAACCCAUGGACAUGGUAGUGGAAAAACAGGAAGAAACAGACCACAAGAAUGACAAUCAAAUACUAACUGAAAUUGUUGAAGCUAAAAUGGCAGAGGAAUUGAAACCAAUGGACACUGAUAAAGAAAGCAUAGCUGAAUCAAAAUCCCCAGAGAUGUCUAUGCAGGAAGAUUGCAUCAGUGAUAUUGCCCCUAUGCAGACUGAUGAACAGACAAACAAGGAGCAGUUUGUGCCUGGCCCAAAUGAAAAGCCUUUGUACACUGCAGAACCAGUGACUCUGGAGGAUUUGCAGUUACUUGCUGACCUUUUCUACCUUCCUUAUGAGCAUGGGCCCAAAGGAGCGCAGAUGUUACGGGAAUUCCAGUGGCUUCGAGCAAAUAGCAGUGUUGUCAGUGUCAAUUGCAAAGGAAAAGACUCUGAAAAAAUUGAAGAAUGGCGGUCACGAGCAGCCAAGUUUGAAGAGAUGUGCGGACUAGUGAUGGGAAUGUUCACUCGGCUCUCCAAUUGUGCCAACAGGACAAUUCUUUAUGACAUGUACUCCUAUGUUUGGGAUAUCAAGAGUAUAAUGUCUAUGGUGAAGUCUUUUGUACAGUGGUUAGGGUGUCGUAGUCAUUCUUCAGCACAGUUCUUAAUUGGAGACCAAGAACCCUGGGCCUUUAGAGGUGGUCUAGCAGGAGAGUUCCAGCGUUUGCUGCCAAUUGAUGGGGCAAAUGACCUCUUUUUUCAACCACCCCCACUGACUCCUACCUCCAAAGUUUAUACUAUCAGACCAUAUUUUCCUAAAGAUGAGUUCGUAAAGUGCUUCCAGGCUGUUGAUAAUCAGCUACAGAAAAAGGCUUCCGUGUACAAGAUUUGCAGAGAAAUGUAUGACGAUGGAGUUGGUUUACCUUUUCAAAGUCAGCCUGACCUUAUUGGAGACAAGUUAGUAGGAGGGCUGCUUUCCCUUAGCCUGGAUUACUGUUUUGUCCUAGAAGAUGAAGAUGGCAUAUGUGGUUAUGCCCUGGGCACUGUAGAUGUGACCCCCUUCAUUAAAAAAUGUAAAAUUUCCUGGAUUCCCUUCAUGCAGGAGAAGUAUACCAAACCAAACGGUGAUAAAGAACUCUCUGAGGCUGAGAAAAUAAUGUUGAGUUUCCAUGAAGAGCAGGAAGUACUGCCAGAAACUUUCCUUGCCAAUUUCCCUUCUCUGAUAAAGAUGGAUAUUCACAAAAAAGUAACUGAUCCAAGCGUAGCCAAAAGCAUGAUGGCUUGCCUUCUCUCUUCACUGAAAGCCAAUGGGUCCCGAGGGGCUUUUUGUGAAGUGAGACCUGAUGAUAAAAGAAUUUUGGAAUUUUACAGCAAGUUGGGCUGUUUUGAAAUUGCAAAAAUGGAAGGAUUUCCAAAGGAUGUGGUUAUACUUGGUCGGAGCCUGUGACAUUUGUCGGCACUAAGAACUGUCGGGAAGUCUUAACUUCACCUGGUGGGUGGUGGUUGGGGUCUUCAUACAGCUCAGCCUCUGGAGCGGCAAUGAAUCAGCCAAUUCAGAUUGGAAACAAAGAGGACUGUGUAAAACUCACUCAUCAUACUUAGAGACUACUUACUCACUGGUUGGAAGAAGAUAAUACUGCUGCGAAUCCUGUAGGAAAGAGAUUUGGGCCUCCUUGUUGGGUUUUGUGUUCGGUGCCAGGACCUCGUACACGGGCUUACCGGGAGGGGUCUUCAAUAAAUGCAGUCAGCACUGUUUUCUGCA